Molecule: messenger RNA, 6824 nt
Organism: Styela clava
Lineage: Eukaryota; Metazoa; Chordata; Ascidiacea; Stolidobranchia; Styelidae
Source: RefSeq, a predicted model, not a curated record
CAGUUUUGUAUUUUAGUUUAGUUUUUGUAGUUUUGUAUUUUUAAUGUGAGCCAUGGCUCUUUGGAUAGACGAUCCUGCCAAGCAGAAAGAAAUCAGAGAUUACUUUUCCUCCAUCAACUGUAUGACAAUGAAGAUCAUCGAAGAUAUAAUGAAAGUUGAAGAUGACUACAGAGAGUCUUGGAAAAACUUCACCGUUGAAGAAAGAGAAGAAAAAAUAAACGAAGCUAUGGUGUCACCUGAGGUUAUGAAAAAUUAUCCGUUACCAGAAAUCGAAGAUUUAGAUGUUUACCCAACCGUAAAAAUUGAUACAGGACAAAAAAUGGAGGAGCUGCAAAGUGAAACCGAUAAAAAUGUCGUCACUUCAAAAUGGCGGGAUGAGCAUUCAGCGCCUUUUUCAUUGCAAACGAAAAGUCAAAUGGACAUUCGAAUACCGACCGUUGACGGUAAAAAACAGAAAAAAAGAAAGAAAAAAGGAAAAUCAAAAAAAUCUGAAACUAACGGCGGAUUGUUGGGGAGUUUAAAUGGAAGUUUAUUUGGGUCUCGUUCUUCGAAAGAUUCAAAGCCUGCAUCAAAAAAUGGGUCCAUUUUCGAUAGUUUGGGACUUUCGUCAGGAAAUUCUAAAUCGUCUACAGAAUCUGGAGCAAACCGUUACUAUAAAAGUGGAUCGGAAAAAGAAUCUUAUGACAAUCCCAGUAUUUUUGAUAAAAAGGAGGUAAAAUUAGAUUGGGGGAGUGAUUUUUUGUCAACAAAGCCACGAAACGGUGAAAUUAAUGCCCCCCCAGUGGUCGAUGAAAGUAAAAAACCGUCUCGAGAUUUGCCAGAUAUAAGUUUCGGUGGAGAUUUUUUCAAAAGUCAUGAUUCAGGAAAAACGAAUGAUGACUCAACAAAAAAGAAUGGUGAUGUAAAUAAAACAGAAACGAUGUCAGCAAAAAUUGAAACACUGCCAUCGAGUGGUCUGCCAAAAGCUUAUAAUGAAUCUGAAUUUAUGGAUCUGUAUCCGCAGCCAAAACCAGCCAGUCAAGUAGAAAAUCUAUCAACAAGACCCAAAGAAAAUAAACAAUUAGAAUCUAAAAUUGAAACAAAGCUGAAAAAGAAAUCACCGAAACAUGGAGUCGAAAAACCGGCCUUUACGACAAUUCAGGAUAACGUAGCACCUGUCGUGAAUCUCUCAAAAACAAGGAAAAGCCAUCGGAAAAAAUCAAGCAGUGGAAGUGUUCAAGUCAACCCGCGAUCAUCUUUGACACUAGACGGAGCUAUACACAAUCUCGAAAUCGCUGCUGAAAUUAACCGAAAACAAUCUAUAACAUCUGACCAAGUGAUUUCGCACGAGAAAGUGUUUGGUGACGAAGAAGACUUACUCAAACAAAUUGAAAAGGAUACUCAUCUCGAGACCUGGAUGCCGGAACCUCAACCCACUCAAGAUUCUCCUCUGCUAACUUCGAGUGAGAAACAUAAAGAUAAAGAGAUUGAUCUCCAGAAAUCUGGAUUUGACUUUUUGGAUAAUUGGUAAAGUCUGUGUAUUUUUUUGAAUAAUUGUGGUCGUAACCGGUUGUUGUAAAAUAGUACAUUCAGUUUAUAUAUCUUUAAUAAUGGAUAUUUGGUGAGAGUAUUAACAACUAUUCAAAAGUAUAGCCCUCUAUACAACUCGAGAAUCCUGUUGCAAACUAACACAAAUGUAUUUUUGCAACGUUUCGUCGUCUAAUCAAAAUCACACUUUACAAUGUUUUUGUAGACUGCUUGUCUGAGGACGUCUGAUUUUGGUCUGACGAAACGUUACAGAGAUACAUUGUGUUAGUGUGCAGCAAGACUCUUGAAUUCCAUAAUAUGGUAAUUUUAGUCCUGCUGCAGCAUCCUAGCAUUAUACGCAUACGAAUCCACUAACGUACUAGGCAUUAAAGGAUUGAUAGUUAGUCUUUCGCAACCCCUACUGAUAGUCAUAUUCUGAGCUCGAUACAUUUUAAAAAUUUGAAAUAAUGAAGCGUAGGUAAAUAUAAUUUAAAUAGCUAUAUUACUUGACUGUGUGUCUCUGUCAAGAAUAGGAUUUUUGAUUGUGCAUGAAUUACCCUGGUAGCUACCACUUGCAGUUUAUUCAGGUUUUUUGUUUAGUACAUAUAUAGUAAGAUUUUUUGAACAUAUUCUAGAUCAGGAUUUCCCAAACUUUUUGGGCCGUGUUUGUGAAUCUUAGUUUUGAUGAACCCCCAUCCUAUACCGUAUCAAUAUCUGUGCCUAACCAACGAGGAAGAAUAAUGUUUCAUUUACAACACAACAACGCAAGGUUUUCACUGCUUAAUUUAAAUUCUUGGAGCAACUUACUUGUAUGAAUGUGUAUUCGCUGGUGUCAGGUGUAAUAACGAUCAAAUGCCAUUUUCACAUACAUUUUACAGUUUCUAAUUCUAUCUGCACACUAAGACUCACAGCAAGACUCUUGAAUCACUUAGGAUAGUUAUCUCUACUCUUGCUACAGCAUCCUUACAUUAUAUGCGUACUGAUCCGCCUGCACAAAAGCAUAGAGGAAGGAUAAGUAGUUAGUCUCGCAGAAACCAAAUCAUUAGCACUAGUUCUAAUUCUAUGUUUCAUUAUAGUUUACUGUUGUAAGAAAAUGUACAAGUAUUCUAUAUGUUUUAACGAUGCAAUACCCACAGCCAUCAUGCUAAUUGAAAUUAUCUUAUAUGCAGCUCUGAACUGCUCUUUUUGUAUUAUGAAACUACUACUUACCGGUAAAUGAGAGGCAGGAACUUAUUCAGUGGUAGGCCUACUGUGGUAGACUGUAUGGAGCGUUUUAAUCGACGUAAAAGGCCAAUUUAAUUACUGUAUAAUAAAAAUUUUAUAAUUUGAAAAGUUAUUGCACAUUCUGGUGAUUGAGCCAUAUUCUGCUGCUAGCCAUUGCAAUAUUAUAAUUUUACUGCUCAGAUUCGAGGCAGGGAACAUAAUGUAACGAUUUUAAAUUCACAAUGAAUAUUCUCACUCAGUAUUUCUGCUAUAUGUCAUAUUUUAUUAGUUUCUUUACAGGCAUUUUCCACACGCUGCCCAAUGUUGAAUAGGUCUCACAAUCUCUCAUACCAACUUUUAUUGGAUCUGUGUAGUAACAGAGAUUGUUAGAAAACCCUUAAUGCGGAAUGAUUAUUUUGAGUGAUUAUGAACUUUUUUUUAUUUUAUUUUUCAAAAUUGCCAGAUUCUCAGCCCACCAUCCUAAUUGAUGCAUUAGUUUAGUAGUUUUUCUUUCAAUUAAAGAGCCGUUGAUCAUUGGAAUCCAAAAUGUAAUACAUGGAGUACAAAAGUUUUAAAUGAAUGAAUUCUGAUAUAUAAUUUGAUUCCAUUUUUUUUAAGAACUUUUUCUAUUUUAAAUAAUGCUAGAUUCUACAGCAAUCAUCUCAUUCAAUACAAAAUAUUUUGAUUGGUGUAUUUUUUUUUCUUUUAAUUAAUGAGCCAUUGAUCAUAAAAUAAUUGCAGUUUUAGUAAUUUGCUGCUAGUUUAUCCAUGUAUGGCUUGUAUGCAGUAUUAGCUAAUGUCAACAUAAACCGUAUUCUUCUUAAAAAUUAUUUUUGCAGUUAGUUUUUGAUCAGUAUUGUGAGGGGGUUUCACAUUUGAAGCUAUUAUAGUUUUCUGCUGUCCCCCGAAAUUUUCUGCUGUCCCCCGAAAUCAUAAGUCAGUAGCAUUCAGAGGACACACUAUUAUUGUGUAUAUUUAUUUAGCCCUAUGUGAGCUAGUAUUCUAUUACCUAAUGUCAACAUAAACUGCACUCUUUUUCAAGAUGUUUUUCCGUCAACUGGUUUAUUUCUAGUAUUUCUUGUUAAGAAUUAUGAGGUCUUCGAAACUUUGGGGGCGUUGUUAUGAAAAACAGUUUUUUUUCUACUAAAUAGAUAUUUAUUUAACUGGUUUGAUAGUUCUCAAUUACUGUGAGGGUGUAACCAUAGAAAUAUUAUUUUUUGUAAUGAGUAGUCAUUGGACAUUGAAAUAUAUAUUUUAAAUAUAUAUAUAUAUAUAUUUACCUGGACUGUAUAGCUUAAAAGAAAUAGCCUUUUAUGUUUAUUAUAUUCUUGUGCUUUGCUAAUAAGCCAUAGUUUUACCUAUGUUUUUAUAAUUUUGUUGCAAAAUAAUUGUUUUUGCUUAGAUUCGGAAUAUAUUUUUAUUGUGUUACUGGUUAGAACUUAGAAGAAUUAGUAUUUAAUUAAGAACAAUUAGUAUUUAAUUUUGGUUCACUUAGAACAAAGUGUGUUUUCAAUGUGUUACUGAUUUCAGGACAGGCCUCUUUCAAUCUUAGUUUGCAUUGAAUCUAUUGGAUUAAUAUAUGUUCGUAAAUAUUAGUCGGCAAAAAUUUGGCUAAAUUUUUCGCUAUCAAUUCCAAUUUGCACUUUUGUAUAUAUUAUAAUUAUCAAGUUAAUGAUAAGGGGUGCUUGCUUCCAAAAUAUUUAAAGUGUAGAAAAAAUUAAUUUUUUGUUAUACCUGUUUGCUGUUUUUAUUUUAUACGCAUGGAUUUUGCCUCAAAUUGAUAAAAAUCACCAAAUACAUCUACUUGAACAGAAAUUUAGGUAAAUUUUUAAUGAAGUUUUUUGAUAGUUUCACUUAGGCUAUGUACAAGUCAGUAUCUGCUGACUCAGUCAGUGAAUGGCUCAAAAAUUGCUGACUAAUAGUUCCAUGUUUACCUAUGGUAUUAUAGUCUGCUUAUAAUGUUUCAAAAUAUAAUUUUUAGUUUUGUGAGAUGUAUAUUGAAUAAUUUUGUAUUUCAAAUCCUAUAUCUAUAUUACCGGUAUAUGUAUUUUUAUGAAUUUGAAUUUAUUUCCAUGUAUAUUGUUACCUAAUUCAAGUGCUACAUAUAUACAGUCUAUAUACAGGGUGAGCCAAAAAAUGUUACCAUUUUUAUAUUCUGACAAUUUUCAAAACAUUUUUUGGGUCUUAGAAUUAGUAUAUUUUAUGAGUAUUAUAAAAUCACAUUUUGUAUUAUAGUGUCAUGUUUGCUUAUUCUGCUGCUUAUUGUUCCAAGGCAUUCACCAGUAAUGUCCAUACUCCCUAUGGUGACUUUUGUUUCCAUUAUAAUUAUUUUAAUAUUGAUUUUAAAGUGAAUGUGGUUGCCUGCUUUUGUAUUACUCAUUACUUUGAAAAAACUUGCGUAUAAAUUUUGAAAAUUUCUAGGACAUCCUUCUAGAUCAGUGUUUCUUAAACUUUUUAAGCCACGCUCCCAUUCAUAAAAUUUGUCUCACGUCUCACGUCAAAAAUACCUAGCUAAUAAUAAGCUACAAAUAACAGGUAGUAAGGUGAAUGUAUGUUUAAUUCAAAAAACACAAUGUAAAAUGGAUGAAACAUAUAUAAUUACCGUAAAAAAUGUAAAUAUCCAAAAUAAGGCGGGAAAAAUCAAAUCUAACCAGUAUUUUUUUUUCUUCAUAAGUUUGAGAACCACUUUUCUGGAUUCAUUUGAACACAUUUAUCGUAGAUGAUUUAGCUUUUCUGGUGUUUUUUUGCAGUGAGAUUCAUUUUAAUUUAUUUUUGUUUAAAUAUGUUAUUGAAGCCAUGUUAUAAUUACCUAUGUCAACUAGGGGUUCCUGUAUUAUGUAUUAUUUCUUCACAAUGCCAGUAUUCAGAUUUGCAGAGCUAGGUAAAAGUUCCAUCGCAAUCCCAACUUUGGGAAACUAGCUAAGGGAAAAAAGGUUUAAAAUUUCAUUCAAGUUCAACAAAUUUAGCUCUGUUCCAACUCCCAACUCCUACAUAACAAAUUUUGACUAAAAUUUUCACAAACGUAAAUUCCAAAAUUCUGAUCUUAACACCAAAAAGACAAAAAAAUUCAAAGCUCUUGGGGAAUUUAACAGUACAACCCUAAUUUUUAAGAUCAGUAAAAAGCAUUGAUUUCUGGUCCAACAGCUACAACAGUGGUCUCUAUUUUUUCGGCAAAGACCAUAAGUAAGUGUAAUCUACUAAGUGUUUCACCUACCUUUGAUGGGGGACGGAGCUGUAACCCAUCAGCACCAUAGAUGGGUCCACUUUUGAAGGCUACAUCCAUCAGCCUUGUCUUAAAAACCAAAAACAUAUCAUUUCAUAUGUUAUCAUAGAUGGGCUUAUCUUUGUUUCAGUCGCGUUUGCUAGUACCGAUGCAUAUAUUAUUAUAAUUCACUAACUUGCCUAUUAUUUUUUAUGCAUGUUAUUUAUUAACACUCAUUAAAUUUUUUUCAAAACUUCUUGAUCAGAUCUAUCGCAUUUAUUGGGAUAAAAUCAUUUUUAAUUUUACCAGUCACACUAUCAGACCAGAUAAAUUUUCAAUAUCGUUUUUUUUCUAAAUAUUGUCAGGUUCUAAAAGUCUUUCAUAUCAGGAUGUGGAUGUACAAUAUGCAAUUGUCUCAGGAGUUGAAAAAUUUUUGACCCAAACUCUUGAGAAUAAUGAAAUUUUGAUAACAAAAUGUUUGGCCUUUGCAACCCUACUUACUAUAUUAGUCUGUUAGUCACCUCAAUAUUUUUAUAGUUUCUGUAGAAGAUUUUGACUUAUAUUAUCAUCAUGUAAAGUCUGAAAUUCUGACUUUGGAAAAUUCAAAAUUUCCUCUUCUGCGCUGGGAAGUUUGAAAAUAUCGCACAGACUCUCAAUCAGCCUUUUUUACAUCGUUUACAUACAUACAUUAUUGGGAAUCUUAUUUGUAACACUGCGUAUAGGGGGAAUAAGUCUGUAUAUUUUUAUUGUUGUAAUGUUUGUAUUAUAGUUGACGAACAAUAAGUCUCUCUCUCGCCAGUAGAAACAUGCCAAAAUGCAACUCCGCAUCCUGCUUCCAUAUUAUGCUGCCCAAAUUUUGUGUGCUUGAUCUAAUUUUCAAUUUUUAACUGAAAAUAUUUUUUCUAACACAGAA